AUCGCGACCCUGCCCGGUCCUCCGCCCGCAGAGGUCCUGGUCCUGGACAGAUACCGGGCCCAGAAAGAGGACGAGCUGAGCCUGGAGCCCGGGGACGUGGUCCGGCUGGUGUGCCAGGGGCCCGCGAGGAGUUGGCUGCGUGGAGAGCUGGGGGGGCGCUGUGGCCUCUUCCCUAAGCGCCUGGUGCAGGAGAUUCCAGAGGCCCUAAGAGUUUCCGGUGACGAGAGACCACACUGCGCGCGCCGCCGACGUCACUCCUCCAAAUCCCGGGGCCCGCAAAGAUGGUGCAAAGUGAACUUCAACUACAGCCCGGAGCAGGCGGACGAGUUGAAGCUGCAAACUGGGGAGAUUGUGGAAGUGAUAAAGGAGAUUGAGGACGGCUGGUGGCUGGGGAAGAAGAACGGGCAGCUGGGAGCCUUCCCAUCCAACUUUGUGGAGUUGCUGGACAGUGGGCCCCCAAGCCUUGGUAACACAGACCUUCCUCCAGUUAGCCCUGGUUCUCAGCAGACCCCCAAGCCGGGCAGCCUGACCUAUGACAGCGCUCCAGACUACCUGCAUACAGUCUCCCACCCUGAGACCUACAGGGCCCUGUUUGACUACCAGCCGGAGGCCCCUGACGAGCUGCCACUGCAGAGGGGGGACGAGGUGAAAGUACUGAGAAAGACCACAGAGGACAAGGGCUGGUGGGAAGGAGAGUGUCGAGGCCGAAGGGGCGUUUUUCCAGACAACUUUGUGCUCCCACCCCCCCCAGUAAAGAAGCUGGUCCCACGGAGAGUGGCAUCUCUGGAAUCAGUUCCUACUAAGGAACCAAAGAAACUGAUGGCCAGAAGAUCCCUCCUUACUGUCAAGAAGUUGAUGACAGCUCCCUCUGGGCCCAGCAAAGCCAAGACGCCCUGUGGGGACAGUCAGAAGCGCCUCUCCCGAGAUGCAGGCUCCAGUGGCAGAUUCCUCAGUGGGGGUCCAGGGCAACCUGGCAGAAAGCGAUCCAAAACCCAGGCUCCCCGGCAACACUCUGCACCCAGUCAGGGAGAUCACAGCAGCUUGACAAAGGCCCCUUGUGUGACUAGAGCCCCGACACUGGACAAGACCUCCACCAGAGAGAAGACCCCCUCUCCAAAUAAGGCCCGAAACCCAGCGAAGAUCCCAACCUCUGACAAAGUCUCCACCCCACAGAAGACCCUGACUCUGGACAAGAACUCCACUCCAGAGAGGGUCUUUUCUGUGGAUAGGGCUCCUGCCCUACAAGUUCCACCUAAGGAUGAAGCCCUUGGCCCAAAGGUGACCUCCACCCUAGAAAAGCUCAUAACCCCAGAGCAGGUGCUUCCAGAAGAAGUCUCCCUGGGAAAGUGCACUCUAUCCCAGCGCUUCUCUCCUGAGCAAAGCCUGCAGGGGGCCCAGUCCCUGGGGACCAUGGGGGCUCAACCCCAAGCGGAGGUCCCCAUGUGAGAGGAAGCUCCCCUGCAGCCUAAUUCCUCAGAAAGAUGCUGCUGUCUUUCCCUCUUCCAAGGGGAGUCCAAGUUCCAGCCAGGGUCCGUGCCUGCCCUUGAGAAGGCCUUGUCCCUGGAAGAGGCCGCAGCCCUCCAGGAGGAGGCACCUGCAAAAGAGGAGCCUACCCCAAAAGACUCUAAAGAGGUGGCUCCCAAAGAGCAAAUAGCCCCUGAUCCCCAUACUCCACAUGCUAUCAAGCAGACUCCAGACCCCCAGAAGACUCCCACCCUCCACUCCCUGGUUGUGCAAAACUCUGGAAACAAGAAUGAUGGCGUGGACGUGAUGUCGCUAAUGCACGAGGUGACAUCUCUCAGGAGUGCGCUGGAACGUCUGGGGCUGGAGCUGGAAAGGAAGAUAACUGAGGUCUGGGAAGAGCUGAAGAGGGAGAGGGAAAGCGCAGCUUGCUGGAGGUUCAGAUGAUGCAGAGGACCCAGAAGUCCCCAACGGGGGACUCCAAACGCGCAGACGCAGUGAGACCAUCGGCCCAAGCAGGGGGGACGCCUGGCUCGGGCCACCCGCAUCCUUGCACUCGGCUUUGGAAGACGCAAGAAAGUAAACUCUGGGUGGACGUGCUGA
This is a messenger RNA of Heterocephalus glaber (naked mole-rat), 2064 nucleotides long. RefSeq names its product manchette microtubule inner protein 1 (gene Mnmip1). The record is from RefSeq and is a predicted model, not a curated record. Gene Ontology annotation, molecular function: protein binding. NCBI's taxonomy places the organism in Eukaryota, Metazoa, Chordata, Mammalia, Rodentia, Bathyergidae. Gene Ontology annotation, biological process: actin filament organization; cell migration.